GUUAAAAGAUAAGUGAGAGCAGAAUUGUUCGUAAGUCGAGCGCUGCAGGGUAGUACUGCGGAUAAUUUCGAUCACAUGAGGCCUUUGACGAAUUUCAUGCAGAUCUAGUGGACCAGUUAUUCAGAACAAGCUAUGGAGUAUGGUAUGGUGUUCACCGUUCUUGGUGUCAUUACACUGAUGAUCGCUCCAGACAUCAACGGAAAACCGGGAAUCAUUGACGAGCAACAGUUGAUACUGGACAUACCCGAUGAAAUCGGUCACAGGACGCACAACCACAGGGUGGUCAUCGAAGAGCGAUUCCUCUUUGGGACAGACACAAUACUUGGCUUCAUAGCAACGCUGCUGGCAGAGAUUCUACUAAGCUCGAACAAGGAGCUAACUUGUGCAGUACUCUCGCAAAAGGAAGCUAUAGAAUUCGCCCUGGAUUUCGUGCCGGAUAGUGUUAUCACAAGUGGAUUGAAGAGAUCAAUUCGGAGGCAUACUAAGAAAUGUCAGAACCACACACUCGGAAACGCAAUAAGCAGUCACUUUGUACUGCUGGUAAAAAUGGCUAAGAACGGUGGCAUCUAUCCAGGUACAAAAUGGUGCGGAAUGGGAAACAGGGCAGAAGACGAUGAACUCGGGACAGCUGAAGCCACCGACAAGUGUUGUCGGGAGAGCGACUUAUUGGAAAAUCAUAUUCCGCUCUUUGGGACCUUGGAUGACAUCGAAAAUAAAUACCCAUAUGUCAUCUCCAGCUGUGAUGACGACAAGAAACUGUAUGCUUGCUUACUGAACGACAGUAGCAAAGCGUCGAAAGAAUUUGGUCAAUUCUAUUUUGAUGUAAUGAAGGCAAGGUGUUAUGCGAACACCUACCCUAUGAAGUGCACAAAAACAAAGCUAAAAAUCUUGUCAUUCAAGAGAAAGUGCGUAAAUUACACGCUAGAAACUGAGAAGGAGAGAAAAUACCAGUUAUUUAAACCAGUCAACUUCUAUUGGGAAUAUGUCACAAAGUGGAAUAUGCCAGCAGCGAAACGACGACCCGUGAAAGGCGUGGACCCUCCAGGAUCUUGGAAACUUAUAGAUAUCUACGACAAGGACAAACCUCCAGAGGACAAAAACAUACUCAAGCGUGUGAGCACAGUCAAGCCACCUCUCGACCAAGCAAACACCACCCGAAAGGAUGAGCUGAAUAUCACUGAAACUUCCCUUAUGAGAAAGUGUAAUACUACUAUAUAAAAUGUCUAUUGUCAUUCGUCAGGAGCUGUACGGAGUAAUUCGAUAAAGAGUUAAUAAACGCUGUAUGAAC
This is a messenger RNA of Ornithodoros turicata, 1288 nucleotides long. RefSeq lists its product as uncharacterized. Lineage: Eukaryota; Metazoa; Arthropoda; Arachnida; Ixodida; Argasidae. The record is from RefSeq and is a predicted model, not a curated record. Gene Ontology annotation, biological process: phospholipid metabolic process; arachidonate secretion. The transcript is spliced from 7 exons. Bases 133 to 1218 code for a protein of 361 amino acids.